GUUUCCACAUAUAUAUAAAUAGGUUUUGGAGCAUAUAGUAGUAGUACAGUUACAAGAUCUUGUUUCAUUCUAUUUUUUUUCAAAGUUUUAUCAACAAAGAGUAAAAAAGAUCGUUCCUUUCUGCUUCGAUUCUCCAUAUAUAGUCGCAAGAAACCAUUUUUAUCAAUACCCAUUUUCUUCUUCUUUGUCUUUUGGUUUUGGAUUGAUUAUCCAAUGGGAAAAUUGCAAGAAAAUCAGCAGCUUGGUGUUGAUGGAGCUCAGAAUAAUGGGUGUUGCAGAUGGAUCACGGAAGAUUGUGGUGUGAAUUCUGAAGCUUCUUCUUCUUCUUCUUCUUCUUCUUCUUUGGAUAUGGUGGAAGAUGCCGUUUCUCCAGUUACGAGUUCUUCAAAUGGGCCUCUUUAUGAGCUAUCAGAGCUAAUGGUUCAUCUUCCUAUGAAGAGAGGGUUGUCUAGAUAUUAUGAUGGUAAAUCAGAGUCUUUUACGUCUCUAGCAAGUGUAGAAAGAUUAGAAGAUUUGGCUAAGAGGGUGUCUCCAAUUACAAAAAAGUUCAAGUCUUGCAAGAGUUUUGAUGGUCAUAAAUCCAUUAUUCCAAGGGCCAACAUAGCCAAGAAAGCUUCAAGAUCAAGAGGGAGAACUAGUUUGCUUUGUGGUUCAAGGUCUGCAAUCCCUGUGAAUGGCCACUGAUUACUUUCCUUGCUCGAGUUCAACGAUUGUGAGGUGGGAAUCGAACAUCGAGAUAAUUGAUGUCGUAUCCAUCGAAUUAAGCUUGAAUUCGUGCUUUCUUUACUAACCCUAAGCCAUAAUUUCCCCCUUUCUUAUUUUUCUAAGGUAACCUUCAAUUGUAGAUCAAUGAUUUUGCAAUACUUGCGAGCUUUAAGGUGCUAACAUGGAUGACGGAUUG
Messenger RNA from Cucurbita maxima (winter squash), 901 nucleotides. RefSeq lists its product as uncharacterized. NCBI's taxonomy places the organism in Eukaryota, Viridiplantae, Streptophyta, Magnoliopsida, Cucurbitales, Cucurbitaceae. The coding region runs from base 214 to 684 and encodes 156 amino acids. The transcript has 2 exons. The record is from RefSeq and is a predicted model, not a curated record.